Wickerhamiella sorbophila is the source of this 948-nucleotide messenger RNA. Its product is annotated as Surfeit locus protein 4. The record is from RefSeq and is a predicted model, not a curated record. The coding region runs from base 1 to 948 and encodes 315 amino acids. Lineage: Eukaryota; Fungi; Ascomycota; Dipodascomycetes; Dipodascales; Trichomonascaceae. The transcript has a single exon. Gene Ontology annotation, cellular component: membrane.
AUGAAUCGAAGGGGUGUGCGGUACGAUAUGCCGUUGGCACAACCACCAGCAGCACCGAACCUGGAGCAACGUGGCAGCCAGUUUGGCUCGACGACUAGUGCUCCCUCGAAUUCGCAAAAGGGCUUUGUUGACAGCUUGACCUCGACGACUGGCGCGAUAGACGAAUGGCUCGGGGAAUUAGGCCAGCCUCUGAAGCCGUACCUUCCGGCAAUCGGGCGUAUCUUGGUGGUUUUGACAUUUAUCGAGGAUGCUGUCCGAAUUAUUACCCAGUGGGGUGAUCAGACCCGCUAUUUGCGCAACUACCGCGGCAUUCCGUACUUUCUCACUGUGUUACUGCUAGCUUCCAACGUGAUCUGCAUGUUUGUUGGCUCGUACUGUGUUAUUUCCAAGCGCUUCCUGCUUUAUGGAACUGGUGCCUUGACGUUCGUGGUUGUUUCGCAGGCCCUAGCCUACGGUCUUCUGCUGGACGUGCAGUUCUUUUCUCGGAACUUGUCAUUGAUCGGCGGCCUCCUGAUGGUCGUCUCAGACGCGUUUGUCCAGGAAAAACGUAGAAUGGGUCUCCCCGGUCUGCCCCAGCUGGAUAACAAAGACCGUGCUCGCUACAUCAAAUUGGCCGGCCGUGUCUUACUGGUCUUUUUGUUCUUGGGCCACCUGGUCCGCACAAAGUGGACCAUCACCUCUUCUUUAUUCAACGUUAUCGCUAUUUCGUGCUGCAUCCUCGUCGCCAUCGGCUACAAAGCCCGACUCUCUGCAUCCCUGCUGAGCAUCGUCCUGUUCUGUCAGAACCUGUGGGAUAACCCGUACUGGAAUCUUGAUCGUAACCACCCUAACCGGGACUUUUUGCGCUACGCCCACUUCCAAACGUUGUCGAUUGUUGGUGGGCUUAUUUUAUUGAUCAAUAUGGGCGCCGGCCGUAUUUCAAUCGAUGAAAAAAAGAAAAUCUAUUAA